CAGGGAGGAAGGGGAGUAUGCCAUGCCCUGGACCCAGCUUGUGCGGCAGCACUGCCCUGCUGAGCAGAGACUUUAGAGAGUUCAUUAAGGGAAGUCAGAGACCGGGCAACUGCAGCCACCCCCCAGACAUUUCCUAAAGAGGACAGUUGUGUGUGUUUCCAGUGUGUUCUGGAAGCCGUUUGACUCUCUUGUCUUAUUUUAAUUUCCAUAACCGGUGGCUUCCGAAAUGGCUUUGGAAGACAGUUUGCUUUAAAUGUGGGCACCUAUUCCAAAAUGCCCUCGUUGUUUUAGGAAUCCGAUCCUUCUCCUCCAGGGCUCUUUCGCAGGACUUCUUUUGGACGGGUCCAGAAGGUAGGGUCUUCCCCAGCCGACUCCUGCAGAGGUCACUUUUUGUGCGCGGGUCGUCCCCAGCGUUUGUGAGUAGCAUAUGCAUGUGGCUGUGCUGACUGCACUCGCAGGCUUGUAAAUUUUCACCCUGGGAAAUUAGCAACAAAGCCCGAUCUGUCUCGUGGCUGCUUUGCACUUUCCGAGGGCGGCUGUACUUGACUGAGCUGCAGAACAGGCACACGAGAGCGAGAGCGAGAGCGAGCGAGCGAGGGAGGGAGAGAAGGAAAGGAGAGAAGAGGGGAGGGGUGGGGGCGAGAGGUAAAUAGUCUUAAAUCGGAAGGGAGCUGCUUCUCUGUGGUCUUGACAAGCGCUGCCUGGGCUCCGCCGGCUCAGUAAUAACUGAGUGACCUUUUCUUCGGCUGUAUUAUGUCUGGCUGGGAAGGGAUUGCAUUUUGCAGCUGAGAGCCGGGGCUUCCUCCAGCUCGGCUCCUCGCGUGCUGCUGGGGUAAGUUGUCUUGAGCCAGGACGGAGAGAGACAGCCUUGGACUGCAGUUGCCUAAAAGGAGGACACCUGUGGCUCACAUGCGGUCAACACCAUUACUUGGCGGAUCCUUGAGGACCUCAUUAUUUUAAACUUAAAAAAUAGAGACUCCCUCCCCCCUCCUUUUUUUUUUUUUUUUCAAACAAUGCUUCUUUUUGACCUUUCCCAAGGAGAAGCACUACAAAGCAGCCACUGUGCUUUCUGAACGGCCUCCCCCUGUAUCGCUUAAUUGAGAAGGUAUACAAAUGCUCUCAGUCCAGCCAGACACCAAGCCGAAAGGUUGUGCUGGCUGCAACCGAAAGAUCAAGGACCGGUAUCUUCUAAAGGCACUGGACAAAUACUGGCAUGAAGAUUGCCUGAAGUGUGCCUGCUGUGACUGUCGUUUGGGAGAGGUGGGCUCCACCCUGUACACUAAAGCUAAUCUUAUCCUUUGUCGCAGAGACUAUCUGAGGCUCUUCGGUGUAACGGGAAACUGUGCUGCCUGUAGUAAGCUCAUCCCUGCCUUUGAGAUGGUGAUGCGUGCCAAGGACAAUGUUUACCACCUGGACUGCUUUGCAUGUCAGCUUUGUAAUCAGAGAUUUUGUGUUGGAGACAAAUUUUUCCUAAAGAAUAACAUGAUCCUUUGCCAGACGGACUACGAGGAAGGUUUAAUGAAAGAAGGUUAUGCCCCCCAGGUUCGCUGAUCUAUCAACAUCACCCCAUUAAGAAUACAAAGCACUACAUUCUUUUAUCUUUUUUGCUCCACGUGUAUAUAAGAAUUGACACAGGAACCUACUGAAUAGCGUAGAUAUAGGAAAGCAGGAUGGUUAUAUGGAAUAAAAGGCGGACUGCAUCUGUAUGUAGUGAAAUUGCCCCAGUUCAGAGUUGAAUGUUUAUUAUUAAAGAAAAAAGUAAUGUACAUAUUGCUGGAUUUUUUUGCUUGCUAUUCGUUUUUGUGUCACUUGGCAUGAGAUGUUUAUUUUCGACUAUUGUAUAUAAUGUAUUGUAAUAUUUGAAGCACAAAUGUAAUACAGUUUUAUUGUGUUACCAUUUGUGUUCUGUUUGCUUCUUUGUAUUGUUGCAUUUAGUACAAUCAGUGUUUAAACUUACUGUAUAUUUAUGCUUUCUGUAUCUACCAGCUAUUUUAAAUGAGCUGUAACUUUCUAGUAAAGAAUUGAAGAGCAAAUCUCUCACUAAUGAUACACAUAUAGAUAAAGCAAGUCUAUCAACAUUAAAAUACUAAAAAAAAUGAAGACACCCACAAAGCAUUUUAGCAACAUCCAAUAUUAUUGCCACUAUGAUUUAGAGUCUAUCAGUGUUCUCAUUAUAACCCCCUAUUUUCAGGGGGUUAAAGAUCAGCUUUAAAAAAUGCAUAAAAAUUUCAUCUUAAAGCACUUUCAUUUUAUACCAACGUGAAAAGUGCCAUUUUUAGAAUAACUUUAAAGCUUAGCAGUU
Panthera uncia (snow leopard) is the source of this 2302-nucleotide messenger RNA. RefSeq names its product LIM domain only 3 (gene LMO3). Lineage: Eukaryota; Metazoa; Chordata; Mammalia; Carnivora; Felidae. Gene Ontology annotation, molecular function: transcription coactivator activity; DNA-binding transcription factor binding. Gene Ontology annotation, cellular component: nucleus. Bases 1114 to 1551 code for a protein of 145 amino acids. The record is from RefSeq and is a predicted model, not a curated record. Gene Ontology annotation, biological process: positive regulation of transcription by RNA polymerase II. The transcript has 4 exons.